Molecule: messenger RNA, 3126 nt
Organism: Oncorhynchus gorbuscha (pink salmon)
Lineage: Eukaryota; Metazoa; Chordata; Actinopteri; Salmoniformes; Salmonidae
Product: fibroblast growth factor 13-like
Exons: 5
Coding region: 598-1356 (252 amino acids)
Biological process (GO): cell differentiation; positive regulation of cell population proliferation; positive regulation of protein phosphorylation
Cellular component (GO): cytoplasm
Molecular function (GO): fibroblast growth factor receptor binding; growth factor activity
Source: RefSeq, a predicted model, not a curated record
UCAUACUGUAGGUUAUGUGGCAUUGGCUCCAAACCUGAGGAGAGGAUUUGCUUGCGGUUGCUGCAUUAAUGACACACAAAACUAUGACAAGAGUUGUUUCAUUGAUUGAAAAAUCAUUUUGAGGACUACAUUUUUCUCACGGAGGGUGGAUAUGGAUGCAUCACAGCGGGUGUGCACGCACGAGAAGCUGCAGUGAUCAACAACAAAUCGAAUGUAUAAAUUGGAUAGGCUAGCUGUUGAUUCACAGCUGAAGGCGCACGAGCCCAUUGGGCAUAGACGUCGAUUCAACGUCUAUUCCAUUUUGGUUCAACGCAAUUGCAUUGAAUUGGCAUUGAAUUGACGUGGAAACAUCGUUGAUUAAACCAGUGUGUGUCAGUGGGAGGUUUGUCUGCUCGGAAUAUCCAGUAUAUUUUUAUCCAGCUGUGACAAUAAAACUAUAAUGACUUUGUUACGCACUUUAAGGAUAUAAUGGAUUAUUUGGUUUGCAUAAAAACAAUACUGCUUAGAUUUCAUUGGAUAAUAUCCAUUAUUUGGUGAGUGGUGAAAAUAUAAUUUUCUUCUGGGACGUUUUGCCAUCACUAAACCGCCAAACUGGCGAUGGCCGCUGCGAUCGCCAGCUCCCUCAUUCGGCAAAAGAGGGAGCGGGAGCGGGAGAAGGCGAAUGCCUGCCGCUGCGCAAGCAGUCCGAAUAUUUGCAAAGCAGGGGACAGGGGACCCUGUGAGAAACCGAGCAAGCUGAACGUGUUCUCACGCGUCAAACUCUUUGGCUCUAAGAAACGGAAGAGAAUAGGUCGACCAGAGCCCCAGCUCAAGGGGAUAGUGACGAGGCUGUACAGCCGCACAGGCUUCUGCCUUCAGAUGCAAGCUGAUGGAACCAUCGAUGGAACCAAGGACGAGGACAACAGCUAUGCUGUGUUCAACCUCAUUCCUGUUGGGCUGCGAGUGGUGGCCAUCCAGGGGGUUCAGACCAAGCUUUACCUAGCCAUGAACAACGACGGCUUCCUCUACACUUCGGAACACUUCACCCCGGAGUGUAAGUUCAAGGAGUCAGUGUUUGAGAACUACUACGUGACCUACUCCUCCAUGCUCUACAGACAGCAGCAGUCUGGCAGGGCCUGGUACCUUGGCCUCAAUAAAGAGGGAGUCGUCAUGAAAGGGAAUCAUGUGAAGAAGAAUAAACCAUCAGGCCACUUCAUCCCCAAGCCACUGAAAGUUGCCAUGUACAGGGAACCCUCUCUCCAUGAUCUGACCGAGUUCUCCCACUCCGGCAGCGGCACUCCCACUAAGAGCCGUAGUGCAUCAGCCCUGCUGAAUGGAGGAGGGAAGACACUGAGCCAGAACGAGCAGUCCACAUAGCUGUGGUGGUCAGUGUCAGGCAGAGGGCGGUUCUCACUGUAAGCAGACUCAACUGAUCCUCAUCAAACUGAACAGGUGGAGAGGAAGCAAAGUAGCUUAGCUUAGUGUGUACUGAAACCACGGUGACAGACUAUGACAUCAUCAAUUAAAUAAAUCCAUGAGCGAGCUUCUGCGGGUCAACUUUGCUAUGAACUUCCAUACGAAAAGCCAUUUUGCUGGUCUGGAAUUUAUAUUCUUCCUUGUAUUCUUGAGCAUAUGUAGUGUAUUACCAAUGUAUAUCUCUCUGAAGGUCUUGAGAGGGAGAGUUACUGGUCAGUAUUUAUGUGGUCCAUCAACUGUUGCUUUCAUGCCUCCUAAAAAAAAAAGCUUUUUUGUGCGUUUGAGUCCAAGGUGUACAUAUCUGCAAGCCUUCUGCCUCGUCUACCAUAUAAAUUGCUUGCCAGCUAUACUGAUUGCGAUCAUUUGUUCCUGUGUACCAAAGAGUCAAGGGUGUUUCUCUAGUUUUACUCAAGGCAAAGAAAGAAAGGAAGAAAGAAAUCAAAUCACAAGCAUAGGCCAUGUCCUAAAUCUGUCUUAUCUACUACUUUAAUGACACACUGUGUAGUGUGUCCCAAUCGUACUACAAACUGUGUUGUGUGUACCAAUCGUACUACAAACUGUGUUGUGUGUACCAAUCGUACUACAAACUGUGUUGUGUGUACCAAUCGUACUACAAACUGUGUUGUGUGUACCAAUCGUACUACAAACUGUGUUGUGUGUACCAAUCGUACUACAAACUGUGUUUGUACCAAUCGUACUACAAACUGUGUAGUGUGUACUAAUCGUACUACAAACUGUGUAGUGUGUACUAAUUGUACUACAUACUAAUUAGAACGUACUGUUUAGUAAACAUUUAUGCAGUAAGCAACAAAUAUCGACAUACUAGGCUCACCCAUACUGAGAAUGCAUCAUCUAAUGCACAAUUGCGUUGUUUUCCGACAUUCAUUCGUUUUGGUACAACCCAUCCCCCCCUUUCUGAUUAUCAGCUGAUAUGUUGUCAAACACACGUGGGCCUAAAAAGACAAAAUCUCUUCCUCAAUAGCAUGACAUCCUGGCAUUUAAAGCAUUUUCAAAAUGUGUGAAAGGCUCUAUUUUGGCAUACCCAUCAGUCUACGAGUUACAACACAUGGAGGCGAGGGGUAAUCAGACACGGACAAUGUGUGGUCUACAGCAACUUGUUUUAAUAAUACAAUAGAGAAGCAGAGUAGUUGUUUAAACUUAUGUCAACCCUUUUACAGUAUUGUGUCAUUAGUAGUCUCCUUUGACAAACUAUAAACAACAUUUCAUAUGGUAUUUAGAUGUAUUCAGUCAUUUGUUUGCGUGUGUGUGAAAGGAUAUUAACAUAAUCCUAGAUUUUUUUUAUUUUACCAUCAAAUGGGGAUUAUUAGUGAAAUUGAGGGCUCUUACAGAUUAAAUGAUUGUUUGUAUUCUCCUGCAUUGUUUUUUCCCCCUGGAGCCAAAUAGAUGCUUAUGUCUAUAAUUUUGAUUGAUUGAUUGAUUGAUUGACACUAUUAUUGCAUGGAAGACUGUGGACCUCUGGGAAAUAGCAGCAUGAUGUACUGUAGGUCUACUAUGCCUAUUAUCUACCUGUUUUGGACACUGUGCUCCAGUCUAUACCAGACUACAAGUGAAUGAUCCACAGAGCACAGAUACACUUUUAAUCUGGUACCUUCAGUAGGUUAUUUGUUGUUCUAACGAAAAUGCACUGAAUAAAAUGUUUAUAAGGAAAUA